This is a messenger RNA of Vittaforma corneae ATCC 50505, 1329 nucleotides long. Its product is annotated as CAMK/CAMKL protein kinase. Gene Ontology annotation, biological process: protein phosphorylation; intracellular signal transduction. Lineage: Eukaryota; Fungi; Microsporidia; Nosematidae. The coding region runs from base 1 to 1329 and encodes 442 amino acids. Gene Ontology annotation, molecular function: protein serine/threonine kinase activity; ATP binding. The transcript has a single exon. Gene Ontology annotation, cellular component: cytoplasm. The record is from RefSeq and is a predicted model, not a curated record.
AUGUUUGACUUAGAAAAAGGAUGUCUAUCAAAGUAUUCAAUAGAAAAAGUAAUAGGAAAUGGUAGCUUCGGAAGUGUGUUUUUGGCUAAUGACAAAUCUACAAAUAAGAAAGUUGCACUCAAAAUCUGUCCUUCCUGGUCAGAUGGAGUUACAAAUUACUUGUAUAAUGAAAUGCUGAUCCUAUCGCUAAUUGACAGUCCAUAUUUUCCUAAGUUUUACCACUCCGAUGACCAUGGAUCUUUCUUUAUAAUUGCCUUAGAAUAUUGCCCAGGAAAAACCUUGCUUCAGUAUUUAGAACAGAACGGAUGUCUAAAAGAACAGACGAUACUGAUGAUUUUCAAGCAAAUGCUAGAUGCAAUAUCAUAUCUCCAUCACCACAAGAUUGUCCACAGGGAUAUCAAGCUUGAAAACAUUGUAAUUGCUGAUGAUAUGAACAUUAAGCUGUGUGACUUUGGCUUUUCUACAUUUGUUAAGCAAAAUCAGCAGCUGACCGACUUUUGCGGAUCAAUACAGUACUGCUCGCCCGAGAUGAUAAACCAGCAGGCAUAUGAUGGAGAAUCCAAUGAUGUUUGGACACUUGGGGUAUGCGUUCUAAAGAUGUGUCUGGGUCUAAAAAGCUUCGAUGAGGUUUCAGGCGGAAAGCCAAUUACAGGAUACUAUUCAAUAUUCAAUAGCUAUAUUGAGAGCACAAGCAUAAAGAGUGUCCUAAAAGGAAUCUUUAUACAAGAGCAAGAGAAAAGAAUAACACUAAGGAAUAUUUACAAAAUUUUAAACCUAGAAGAGCCCAUGUUUAAUGAUAUCCACAUCAAGUUCUUUGAUCCAAUUAUUAUAGAAAAGAUGAAAACAAUGAACUACACCACUAGAAACAUUUACGACACCGUCCAGGAUGGGAAUGAGCCAGAAUACUACAUUUACAGAUUGAUUCUAAACCGACUAUACUUAAAACAAGAGCAUAAAGCUAGUGUGUGGCUGCAGACUAAAGACAUCUUGUCAGUGAUAGCAGAUGGGCUGAAGUAUGAACGAAGUUUAUUUUGCUGUUACCAAAAAACAUAUUAUGAGCUGAUAUUUAAUUCCGAAGUAUCUGCCGAGACGUUUUUUAAGCCGUUGCCGCUGGACUAUACAAUCUACAGCUUGAAGCCUAAUAGAAAAAUUGUCCAAUUUCCCAAUAAAAUACUAAUUGUCGAGUUUACAGUUAAAAAAAGCAAGGGCACAGCGCAAGUUGUCAGGCUUGUUUUGGUAUGUGGCGAGGUUCAUGAUUUUUGCCAAACAUUGGUAAGUAUAAUUGCAGAAUAUACAAAAAUGUUGUAUAGUACGGAUAGCAAGGAGUGA